CACGGGCGGGUAUUGGAGAGAAGGUUCAGGAUCAGAGAAGAGUCAGAGUGAGAGGAAGCUGGAGAGGAGGUGAAGAGAGGGAGGGAGAGGGAGAGAGAUCGAGAGAGAGGGAGAGAAGGGGAAAAGUGUGAAGUGGAGGAGGACGAAGGAGCGAAGAGGAGGAGGAGGAGCAGGAGGAGGGUGGUCGUGGUCGUCGUGUGGUGGGGUAACCGUGUGAGGAUAGGGGCCAAAACAAACAGCCGCCAUCACAGAGCGCUCAUUAAAGUGAACCUCAGAGACUGGCAGAGAAUCAGCCCGAACAGGACAAAGUGGCGUCGUCCGAGUGAAGAGCGCAGAGUGGGGGACGAACCCCUCAGACGGACGCGUCGCUCCCCGCAUCCCCCCCACCCGGUCGCCUGUCUCGUUGGCUGAACGGACAUAUACACCGACAAAUAUAUCUAUCUAUAUAUAUACAUAUAUAUAUAUAUUAUUUUCGUUGCAUCCCCUUCGAAAGAGGGAUUUCGUGUCUCGAUUACACCUGAGAGAGUUUGGUUUGUUUUCUGUGUGUUGUGUACUCGGGGGUUUGGAGGAAGACAGGCCCAGGGAAGGAUCUAAAAGCCACCUCAACAGCGGCGACAUGUCAUCCCCGAGCCCUGGAAAGAGACGAAUGGACACCGAUGUGGUCAAACUUAUCGAAAGCAAGCAUGAAGUUACCAUACUUGGUGGGCUGAAUGAAUUUGUAGUCAAGUUUUAUGGACCACAAGGAACUCCCUAUGAAGGUGGUGUAUGGAAAGUUAGAGUGGACCUACCAGACAAAUAUCCAUUCAAAUCUCCUUCCAUAGGAUUCAUGAAUAAAAUUUUCCAUCCAAACAUCGAUGAAGCGUCAGGAACCGUAUGCCUAGAUGUAAUUAAUCAGACAUGGACGGCCCUUUAUGAUCUCACCAACAUAUUUGAGUCGUUCCUCCCCCAGCUUCUGGCCUAUCCAAAUCCAAUUGACCCUCUAAACGGUGAUGCUGCAGCUAUGUAUCUCCAUCGACCAGAAGAAUACAAACAGAAAAUAAAAGAAUACAUCCAGAAAUAUGCAACAGAGGAGGCACUAAAGGAACAAGAAGAAGGAGCUGGCGAAAGUUCAUCAGAGAGUUCCAUGUCUGACUUCUCCGAAGAUGAGGCCCAGGAUAUGGAAUUGUAGUAGUGUCACCAACCUCUUUCUAAGAGACAGACUAUAUAAUUUCCUAACCAUUGAAAAGCAGACUAUAAUAUUCAUAUUUAAAAACAAAAAAGCAAUUUUUUUUUUUAUUACUAAAACCAGGUUUUUAUGGAUAGCAUUGGUAUAUUAUCGCCCUGGAUUUUUUUUUUCUCUCCUUGGUCAUUGCUCCAACUUGAGGUGCAUCUUACCCCACAUUCCAAUGGUAGCUAUGUGAGGCCCAAAUGCAUGUUAUCACAUAACCUUGGUAUUCCUAACAUAAAUAUUUUGGCCCCAAAUGGAAAAAGAGCAAGAAAAGGAGAGCGACGGAUUGGUGAGAGCAGAAUAACAACCAAGCAAGAACAACCGUUUGCCCUGUCCGUAUCUUGACCAGAACAGCAGCGCUAGAGAGAACAGAAAGUUUCAGUAAAAUCGAAGCACAAUGGAAGGUUUACUAGGCAGAAGAAAAACUAAUAUUAUUUGCUCUGCAUGUUUUUUGUUUCUAUUUUUUCCUCGUGAAUAAAAUUGGACGUACAGAUUACAACAUCCUUUUUAUUUUAAUUGUGGCAUGAUAUGGAAGAAUACAACUUGUUUAGGACUUUGGUUCGUAAAGCAGAUUUAAUUAUAAAAAAACCUAGUGUUUGUGGCUUUAACCUGAAGGAUAGUAUUAAGUAAUUACUAGGUAGUGGUGAACUUGAUUACUCUAAUUAGCACGUUGUAUUAUUAUUGGGGGAAUACUUGCCAGCACCCUAUCUUGCUAUAUAGAUUUUUUUUUUAAAUGCCUAUUGCUAUGUGCUGACUUAUACCUGUUUGACUUAUUUAGGGUUAGUUAGUAUGCUCGCUGGUGAUUUCAAAAUAAAAAAAUGUAUAUUUUCAUUGUUA
This is a messenger RNA of Amblyraja radiata (thorny skate), 2044 nucleotides long. It is a transcript of the gene ube2h, whose product is annotated as ubiquitin-conjugating enzyme E2H (UBC8 homolog, yeast). The transcript has 7 exons. The coding region runs from base 617 to 1168 and encodes 183 amino acids. Lineage: Eukaryota; Metazoa; Chordata; Chondrichthyes; Rajiformes; Rajidae. The record is from RefSeq and is a predicted model, not a curated record.